AUGUCUGAACGUGCCCCCAGCGGCAAUGCUGCCGAGGGCGCCAUCGACUUGGCUCGAUCUGCCCAAGCUCUGGCCUCGUCCUCUCCCGCUGUGCGCAUCGCUGAGCUGCAGCUUCUCGGCGAGGCAGUGGCUCGGAAACCAUCCGACGAGGAGCUCUCCUCCCAAACACUACAACUCCUCUUCAACACCCACGCCGCUUACCAGGAUCGCGAAUCCAGGCUGGCCGCUCAGAAAUGCCUGAUAUCAAUCGUCACACGGGAAGCUCCUUCAUCGACACUUCAGCUACUGGUCCAGACGCUACAACAGGAGUCCUCGAAGCAGGGAAUUGCCACCUCCAGCGCCUUUGUCUUGGUCGAGUGGUGCAGCGUUCUGCUGCAACAUUUGUCCGAGGCUUCGUGGGCAACGUUCGGUAAUGAUAUCCUGCUGGCAUAUGCAGAUGCCUUGGAGAAGUGUGUGCGGCCGUCCUCCAGGCCCACAGUGGCCCAUUCAGCCAUCAUAGUCACUCGAAGGGGGUUUCGAAAACUAUUCAGUUCCCCAACCUCGGGCCCCCGCAACGUAAUCGAUGCCGUGACCAACUUGACGUCGACACGCAGCAAGCCUACUGCCAGGUACUCCGUCAUUUUGGGGGUCAUCGCUGGAGUUGCUGCUCGUCGGCCUGUGGUGCGACCUACGCUGGAAUCCCUGAAGCCCAAGUACUACGAGUUCUAUAAUCGCGAAAUUCUGGGUUCUCGAACUGCAUUGCCGGGUCACAUCGCAGCCGGAUUGGGCGACUUCUUCUCUAGCUUUGCGGUGCUUGAUGAGUUCCAGACCCAAGUUGUUCCAACUCUGGAAAAGAGCUUGCUCCGUACUCCUGAAGUAAUCCUGGGCGGCGUCCUCCAAAGCCUAGUCAAAGAUUUGCCAGCCGAAUUCGACCUCUCAAGCUUGCUGACCGGCAAGCUCCUGAAACUCCUACUUUCAAACGUCAAAUCCACCAACGUCUCGAUACGAAAUGGCGUCCUUGCUUCUUUCCGUGCCAUUAUUGCAAGAUGCCACGAGCCGGACUCAAUCGACAACACCAUCGAGGAGAUUGGGGGACCCCUGAAGGCGGGCAAGAUGGCGUCCGCUGAGCAACGUGUUCUCCAUGCAGAAAUGAUUCAGGCAAUCCCCCUUACUUGCCCAAGCGCCCAAAAGGUGACUACUUCUUUGGCAACCGUUGCUGGCAAGGAAGGAAACGAGGUAGCGUUGGCCGCCGAGACAUUGACGCUUUGCCGAGCGAUCAAUGCCUUGUUACAGGGCAACAGCGAAGUCUCGCAGCCUGUCCUGAGCGUGCUUCUUAAGGGGUUAGCGGACAAAAAGGCGGCGACUCGCAAGAUCUGGCUUCUCCGUGUAGGUUCUGUCUUCCGCGCCGUGGAUGGCUUGGCCCCAAAUGCUGCCUUGUCUUCCUUCGCGGAAGCAGUUAUUCCAAAGUUCGUCGACAACUUCAAUGAAGUCGUUGCCAAUCCUACGCUGACUGCUCAGAGCGGCAUCAUAGUCGGGGCCUACAUCCUUACUGCUUUGUUCCCUCGGACACAACAAUGGCUCGCUGACUCAAAGGUUGGAUCUGAGCUGUUGAAGCUGUCGCCGCCAACUCUUGCGUUAGCCUCGCCACAAUCCUUCCUCCUCAACUCCAAGAUCUUUAACAAGAUCGCAAUCGAGGAGGACUCUCAUUGGUUCCGUCUUGCUCUAUCUUCUGUUGCUACCAAGUUAGCUAGCAGCAAGUCCAAGGAGAUAGAUCUAGCGUGGGCUGAGGCUUUCAUACAUCUCGUCACAGCCUCCACUGUUCCCUCAAAUGUGCGACAAGAGAGUGCCAAAUCACUUUCCUCCCUCUAUGCUCAGAACCCUAGUGUCAUAGCAGAUGUCAUCAUCAAUGGUCUGUGGUCUCACCUGAUGCAGACUAUUCAUGCCGGGGACAAAGAUUUGGCUACCGAGACGCGCGAUUUGAUCAGGGCUCUGAAAGCGAUUUGCAUCAGCUCCAAGGAACUGGAAGCACUUGGGGGCACGGUCUCAGAAGAGACACUGGAGCACCAAGCUUGUUCCCUCCUCAUUCUCUGCCGAGCAGAGCUGAUACCCCGUGCUUCUUGGAUAGACUCCUGCCUUCGAAUGGGCAUCGAUCCCGGAAGACUUGCCACCAAACACGCUGACACACUACUCAAUGAGAUUAGCGAACGGACAUCAGUUCACCAAAAAGCCGAUGUCAUCCGUACUGCUGCAUACCGUGCUGCGGCAGAGUUGGCUUUCGUUGCUCCAGAAGCCAUCAUCCCCCGACUCACGGACCUUAUCAAACAAGAUCUUGACCCGCAGCCCGUGAGCGCAAUCGGACCUGUCGAUGCCGCCAUCUUCAGAACCCCAGAAGGCACCUGCUUCGUGGAUGUGCUAAGCAAGAAAGGACAAAACGAGCCCAUCAACAAGAAUGUCAAGGAUUAUGAUACCUUGAAAUGGGAAAUGGAGCUGAGAGAGCAGCUUGAAAAGAAGAAAGGCCCGCAACGGAAACUGACUGCCGAAGAGACGUCUAAAGUGAACGCUCAAUUGAAGAAAGAGGCUCAGAUUCGAGCGUCGGUUCAAGCAAUCGAGGCCAGGCUUCUCCGUGGCGUUGGCAUCAUCCACUCGUUGGCUAUUGGGCCGCCAACUGAUGCAACACUCUGGCUCGGUUCUGCCAUAAGUUCACUCCUUGCUGUCAUGGAAGCUGGCGCAAGCCUCAUCGUAGGCGAUGCCGCAUCCAAGGUCUACAUCGCCUGCGCCGAAAAGGUGAGCUCCCGACUGGGGCCCAUUCGACCUGCGAUUGGCAUUGCCACGCUCAGGCUUCGAAACCUGUCCCCGCCGGGGGCAUAUGGAGACGAAGAACUUGCCGAUCUUACGACGAGGGUGCUGUAUAAGCUCCGGUUUGCCGGCGAGCAGCGGCCGUUUGACGCGGUGUCCUUGAUAUACAUCUUCCCGCUGCUCUUCCAUAUCUUGAGAGAAGGAGGUGUCGGCGCAACUCUGGAUGAUCGAGAUACCCAAAUUGUCCUGGCCGUCGAGUUCAUCUCGUUCCACAGUAUCACCUUUGCUGAGGAGUCAAUACCGCGCGCAGAGCUCCUCAGCGUCCUGAUCCUCUCGAUGCAGAACCAUGCCCAACACUACAAACUCAUCAAGGACUGCUUUUCUGACAUUUGCCGGUGUAUCGCACCAAACAUCAGUACUGAAGAAAUGAUGGUCCUUGCCCGGGGGGCCACAGUACCACAGGCCAACGUCAGAACUGCCGUGUUGCAGUCCAUCAGCGCAGAUGUCGACAUGAGUGAACUGGGCUCCAGUAGCGAGAUUUGGCUGGCUUGUCAUGACGAUAUAGAGGAAAAUCGAGAGCUGGGCACGGAGAUCUGGGAAGAGAGCGGGUUUACAAUCACAGCCGAACUUCCUAUGCUCAUGGUGCCAUUCCUCGAAAGCAAAGACGGACAACUCCGCCGAGCUGCGGCUCGUUCUCUUGCAAAGGCGGCGCAAGUCCAUAGGGAAACCCUCCAGACUGUGAUCCAGACGCUCGAGUCCAUCUAUCUGGAAAUGGCCAAGCCAAAGGUCCAGCUACUCGACGAAUUCGGAAUGCCAAAGAAGAUGGACUUGUCAGACCCGUGGGAAGCGAGGCACGGCAUUGCCACCGCCUUCAAGGAACUGGCCGAUGUCCUGGAUUCUUCGCAGGCUGGCCAUCUGUUGGAUUUCAUGAUUCAGUCUGGACCUCUAGCGGACAAGAAUGCCUCUGUUCGAUCAGAAACGCUCGAUGCUGCCAUCAGGGUGAUCGAAUUCCAGGGUGGCAGCAUCAUCGAUGAGCUGAUGAAGAAGUUCGAAUCGACCCUGGAGCAGCCCGACAAGAACAGCGACGAAGCCGACCGUGUCAACGAGGCAGUGGUUAUCAUGUAUGGCGCUUUGGCUCGCCAUCUCCAGCCGGGCGACGAAAAGAUCCCUGUUGUGAUUGAGCGACUCUUGGCAACCUUGAAUACGCCAUCCGAAAUGGUACAGUACGCGAUUGCUGAAUGUCUGCCUCCUCUCAUCAAGGCCUACCCGUCAAAGCUGCCCGAGUAUGUCCAGCAAAUGAUGAACGAGCUUCUGAACUCCAAGAAGUAUGCGACCCAACGAGGAGCUGCAUACGGUCUGGCAGGUUUGAUCCUUGGUAGAGGCAUUUCUACCAUCAAAGAGUUCCGCAUCAUGUCGGACCUUCGGUCAGCCCUAGAGAACAAGAAGGAUUCACACCAAAGAGAGGCUGCUCUCGUGGCAUUUGAAGUUCUAUCUACUAUGCUGGGCCGUCUCUUCGAACCCUAUGUCAUUCAAAUAGUGCCCUUGCUCCUCAGCGGGUUCGGAGAUGCCAACGCCGACGUCAGAGAUGCUUGCUUGGCGGCCGCAAAGGCUUGCUUUGGUAAGCUGAGCUCGUAUGGUGUCAAGAAGAUCAUGCCAACGCUCUUGGAAGGGCUCGACGACCAGCAGUGGCGUAGCAAGCGAGGCGCCUGCGAUCUACUCGGCGCAAUGGCAUACCUUGAUCCGAACCAACUCGCGACCAGCCUUCCCGACAUCAUUCCUCCUCUGACUGCUGUGCUGAAUGACAGCCACAAGGAAGUCAGGGCUGCCGCCAACAGAAGCUUGAAGAGAUUUGGUGAUGUCAUCAACAAUCCUGAAGUGAAGAGCUUGGUCGACGUGAUACUGAAGGCUCUCAGUGACCCAACCAAGUACACUGAUGAGGCGUUGGAUGCCCUGAUCAAGGUCCAGUUCGUGCAUUACCUUGACGCACCCUCUCUGGCUUUGAUCACCCGCAUCCUGCAACGCGGCCUAGGCGAUCGUUCCAACACAAAACGCAAGGCAGCACAGGUGAUUGGUAGUCUGGCCCAUCUGACGGAGAAGAAGGACAUUGUCAUGCAUCUCCCGGUGCUCGUUUCCGGCCUGAAACUUGCAGCCGUUGACCCGGUGCCGACGACUCGCGCGACAGCAUCCAGGGCUCUCGGCUCUCUGGUCGAGAAGCUGGGAGAGGACUCACUGCCGAACUUGAUUCCCGAGUUGAUGCAGACUUUGAAGUCCGAUACUGGCGCCGGCGACCGCCUUGGAUCCGCGCAAGCUUUGAGUGAAGUCCUGGCCGGCCUGGGCACGAGCAGACUCGAGGAGACUCUGCCGACUAUUCUCCAGAAUGUCGAGUCAUCAAAACCAGCAGUCCGCGAAGGCUUCAUGUCGCUUUUCAUCUUCCUCCCGGUCUGCUUUGGUAACAGUUUCUCGGCAUACCUGGGCCGAAUUGUUCCCCCUAUCCUGGCGGGCCUUGCAGAUGACGUGGAGUCCAUUCGCGAAACAGCUCUCCGUGCCGGGCGAUUGCUUGUCAAGAAUUUCGCUAUUCGAGCUGUAGACCUUCUCUUGCCGGAAUUGGAGCGAGGACUGGCAGAUGACAGCUACAGAAUUCGUCUCAGCUCCGUCGAGCUGGUUGGUGAUCUGCUCUUCAACCUCACGGGUGUGAAAGCUGGCGCGGAACCAGGGGACGAGGAAGACGAAAACGUCAAAGAAGCAAGUGCCUCCCUCAAGGAAGUACUCGGUGAGGAGAAGCGAAACAAGAUAUUGUCGACCCUCUACAUCUGCCGAUGCGACACUGCUGGGGCGGUCCGGUCUGCUGCCAUUUCAGUGUGGAAGGCUCUGGUCCACAGUCCUAGGACGUUGAAGGAGUUGGUACCAACUCUUACGAAGCUCCUGAUCCAGCGACUCGGAAGCUCCAACAUGGAGCACAAGGUCAUUGCCAGUAACGCGCUUGGUGAGCUGAUCAGGAAAGCCGGCGAUGGUGUCCUCGCCACACUGCUGCCCACUCUGGAGAGGGGCUUGCAAACGUCCACGGAUACCGAUGCGAAGCAAGGUAUCUGUCUUGCUCUGCGCGAGCUCAUCUCGUCAGCGUCUCCGGAGUCACUCGAGGAACAUGACAAGACCCUCAUUUCGGUCGUCCGCACUGCUCUCAUUGACUCAGAUGCUGAGGUCAGAGAGGCUGCGGCCGAAGCCUUUGAUUCCCUUCAGCAGAUCUUUGGUAAGAGGGCAGUUGACCAAGUUCUUCCGUUCCUACUGAAUCUCCUACGAUCCGAGACCGAGGCGGAGAAUGCCUUGUCGGCGCUCUUGACGCUGCUUACUGAGGCCACCCGGUCCAACAUCAUUCUACCGAAUCUCAUUCCGACAUUGACGACCCCACCGAUCUCGGCAUUUGAUGCAAAGGCCUUGGCUUCCCUGUCCAAGGUUGCCGGCGCAGCUAUGAACCGCCGACUCCCUAACAUAAUCCAGUCAUUGAUGGAGAACGAAAUCAACUGUACUGACGAGGAUCUGCGAGAGGAGCUGGCAGCAUCGUUCGACACUGUGAUCCAGUCGAUCGACGAGUACGACGGCCUUAAUACGGUGAUGAACGUCCUUCUCGGCCUGCUCAAACAUGAGGAUCAUCGACGGAGAGCUGCUACGGCUCGACACUUGAGAAAUUUCUUCGCCGUGUCGAGUGUUGACUACUCGCGAUAUAACCAGGAUAUCAUUCGGUCGCUGUUGAACUCGUUCGAUGACGGAGACAUGGAUGUGGUGAAGGCUGCCUGGGCCGCGCUUGCGGAAUUCACCAAGAGGCUCAAGAAGGAAGAAAUGGAGUCACUCGUUGUGUCGACUCGACAGACACUCCAGCGCGUUGGUGUUGCGGGUGCCAACCUGCGCGGCUUCGAACUCCCCAAGGGCAUCAGCGCCAUCCUCCCAAUCUUCCUACAGGGCCUCAUCAACGGAACUGUCGAGCAAAGGGUGCAGGCGGCACUCGGUAUCUCGGACAUUGUGGACCGAACUAGCGAGGCGUCACUGAAACCAUUUGUUACGCAAAUCACAGGACCGCUCAUUCGUGUGGUGUCAGAACGUGCUACGGAGGUCAAAUCGGCCAUUUUGCUCACGUUGAACAACUUGCUCGAGAAGAUGCCAACAGCGCUAAAGCCUUUCUUACCUCAGCUCCAGCGUACUUUUGCCAAGUCGUUGGCCGACCCCUCAAGUGAGGUUCUGAGGACCAGGGCAGCAAAGGCUCUGGGAACUCUGAUCAACUACACGCCUCGCAUCGACCCCCUGAUCACCGAGCUGGUCACGGGAGCAAAGACCACUGAUCCGGGUGUGAGGACAGCAAUGUUCAAGGCCUUGUACGAGGUUGUGAGCAGAGCUGGCGCAAACAUGGGAGAAUCCUCCAGAUCCGCCGUGCUGUCUUUGAUUGACGCGGAUGCUGACGAGCGAGACGAGGCCAUGGUGGUCACCAAUGCAAAGCUCCUCGGCGCCUUGAUUAAGAAUGUGGCCGACGACGUUGCUACGAGCUUGCUCAGGAACAGAGUCAUCACACUUCAAUUGAGCCACUCUUCCGCACUGGCCUUGAACGCGGUUCUGGUCGAGUCACCAAGCAUCCUGCAGUCAAGCGGUAUAAUGGACGAAUUGCCAGGCUUGCUCUGUGGGGGGAUGAAGGACAAGAGGACAUUCAUUGCGGACAAUUUCAUCCUUGCUACGGGCAAGCUGCUGCUUUCUUCGCCUCCAAAGUCAUUUGAUGACAUCAAGCAGAUAUUCGACACGCUGGCAGCCGUUGUUCAGCCCGGAAACGCUACAGACUCGCGGCGGCUCGCGUUGGUGAUCAUUCGCACAUUGAGCCGGAAGAAUGCCGAUCUGGUACGACCUCAUGUAUCUCUUUUAGCACCGCCGAUUUUCGCGAGUGUUAGGGAUCCUGUGAUUCCAGUCAAGCUAUCUGCCGAGGCGGCCUUUAUCGAGCUCUUCAGUGUCGCGGACGAGGAAAGCCGGAUAUUCGAUAAGUACAUGGCAGGACCAGGCAACGAACUGCCUCCGAACGUGAAGAGGAGUAUGAGCGACUACUUCAAGCGGGUUGCCAUGAGGCUGGGCGUGCAAGCCAGGGAGAGGAGAGAGGCAGAGGGAGGGCAGGGAGGCCUGGGUCUCUCCAAUGAUGAGUUGGAGGAUGAGCGUGAGAUAUGGAGCGUUGGCAAAGUGGAAAUCGACGGAGGCGAGGCGGUUGUGUGA
Molecule: messenger RNA, 8013 nt
Organism: Trichoderma reesei QM6a
Lineage: Eukaryota; Fungi; Ascomycota; Sordariomycetes; Hypocreales; Hypocreaceae
Exons: 4
Coding region: 1-8013 (2670 amino acids)
Biological process (GO): cellular response to amino acid starvation; regulation of translation
Cellular component (GO): cytosol
Molecular function (GO): protein kinase regulator activity
Source: RefSeq, a predicted model, not a curated record